Molecule: messenger RNA, 5317 nt
Organism: Microplitis demolitor
Lineage: Eukaryota; Metazoa; Arthropoda; Insecta; Hymenoptera; Braconidae
Gene: ttk
Product: protein tramtrack, beta isoform
Exons: 4
Coding region: 437-2023 (528 amino acids)
Biological process (GO): regulation of transcription by RNA polymerase II
Cellular component (GO): nucleus
Molecular function (GO): protein binding
Source: RefSeq, a predicted model, not a curated record
UGAGCAGCACGGGCGUAGGCGAGAUUCCGUCUAUGCCGAGUGGUGGCGCACCACGAAUUCCUCACAGCCGAGGUAGCCCGAGUCUGCCCCGAAGUCUGCCUCGACUUGCUGACAUGGCGUCCUAGCGCUCUGUACACUGGCCAACAAAGUACGUCCUCGUUGGGUGUAAGGCUUUGUGGGCACCAACCCCACUGCACUGUGUGGGUUCAUCAACGCGCCCUGGAUAUAACAUGCCAAGGUCACAAGUGAAAAAAACGUGAUAUUUGUGGCCGAUGAAGAUUACAGAAGGCAAAUUACUUUGGAGUAACAGCCGCAGUAGCAGAAGAAGCAGCAGCAGCAGUAGCAGUAAACGAGGAAGCAAUAACGAUUGUUUGAGGCCGUGGUUAGCGCGGAAGAGCGUCAGCAACGCGCAAAUAAGAACUACAUCUAAGAUCUGAUGUUAGCGGAUAUUAACGGUAACCUGACGGAUCUGAGAAGCGAAGCGAUGACGUCGCAGAGGUUUUGUCUGCGAUGGAAUAACCAUCAGAGCAAUUUACUUUCGGUGUUUGAUCAAUUGCUGCACGAUGAAGCUUUCGUGGAUGUGACGCUGGCCGUCGAGGGCCAGUUGCUCAGGGCACAUAAAAUGGUCUUGUCAGCAUGCAGUCCCUACUUUCAGGCUCUGUUUACAGGUCACCCUGAUAAACAUCCAAUAGUAAUUCUCAAGGAUGUUCCUUAUGUGGAUAUGCGCAGUCUCCUAGACUUUAUGUACCGUGGUGAGGUGAGCGUUGAUCAAGAUCGGCUUACAGCCUUUCUCAGAGUUGCCGAGUCACUAAGGAUAAAGGGUUUAACGGAAGUUAAUGAGGAUAAAUGUGAUUUACCAAACAUAACGUCUUCAUUACUUGGAAAUCAAAACACAGUACCUCCACCCCCACCAAAUUUACAUAGAAUAAACCAAAUUGGGUCACAUCAUCAUCAUGUUACACAAAAAAGGUUCCAUCAUAUGUCAAGUCAUCCGCUAUUAGGAUCGGCACUAACUGCGCCAAAGAGAAAACGCGGAAGACCAAGGAAACUCAGUGGUUCAUCAGAUACACCGAUCGAAGGAUUGGGACAAGAUUUACAAUCAUGCUCGGCAACGGAUCUUGUACAGGGUUCACCAGAGAUGAUGGAAAUGAAGAUGGGCAUUGAUCUUCAGAGUGAAGCUAAUACCGGUGGUAACGGCAAUGCUAAUAAUAAUAACAAUAAUAAUAAUAAUAACAGUGGUAGCAAUCACUCGGCCUCAUCCGGUACACCGGGACCCACUACCGGAAGAAAAGACGAGCCUACGGAAAAUGGUGAACGGGAUACACCAGAGCCAGUGACGCCUAGGAUCAAACAAGAACCAGAACCAACGCCGAGUACUUCCGCGCAGGACGCGGAGGAGUCGUCGAACGGAAGUCAUGGUGUUGGUGGUGGUGGCGGUGGUGGCGGCGGCGGCGGCAAUAAUAGUGGUAACGGUGGUGCUCAAUCACCAGCACACAUACGUAUCAACUUUGAGCGAUGCUUUCGCAAUGAAUACAGCGCAAGUUUGCAAGGAAAAUCAUCUCUGGGGGGUAAUAAUGACAGCGUUACAAAUCAAGUUGCCACAAAUGAAGAACCGCCAAAUUCAGACACCGAGUCUGAGCAUAAGGUCUCAAAUAAAGAGCACCAUUUAAUGAGCAGUGCCAUAUUCAAUCUUGUCAGCGGCGGUGAGUCUGAAAUCAGCCAAAGUGACUUCGAGGGAUCAUUUAAAGUUGAAAGUGAAAGAACCGAAGGUUCUGUUCGUGAUUUUUGCGUUAAAGAGGGUGAUGUUUAUCGGUGUACUGUUUGCCAUCGCACUUACACACAUAUAAGUAAUUUUUGCCGUCACUAUGUAACAUCGCACAAACCUAAUGUCAAAUACUAUCCAUGUCCGGUUUGUUUCAAAGAAUUUACGCGUAAGGAUAAUAUGGUGGCUCAUGUUAAAAUAAUCCAUAGUUUAAAGCCACAUAUGAGUUUAGGCAGCUCUAGUAUGGGCCAGCAACGGUAGGCCAUCGCUCACAUUUUUUUUUUUUUACACUAAAGCCAAAUAAGUGAAAAUAAUUAAAUUCUUUUGAGGGAAAAUAAUAAUAAUAAUAAAUAAAUAAAAAAAGAUAAAGAUGGAGAUGGAGAUUAUGCGGGUGUUGUAUCAGUCGCAUUAGGUUGUUGUUGUUGUUAUUGUUUUCGUCAUUCAUCACCGUCAUUUAUCAUCAUUAUCAUCGUGUUAUUAUAUUAUUAUUAUUAUUAUUAUUAUUAUUAUUAUUAUUAUUACUAUUAUUAUUAUUAUACAUAAUAGAUUACCUUAUGCAGCUGCCAAUCAGAAAUAAAAAUACAAAACACCAACAAUAUACCAACGAAAUCUCCCAGUGGCUUUGCAGUCAGGCACCACCGCAAAUAAUAAAUAUAAAAUGUCAAAUAAAAAUUUUUAACUAUAAAUAUUAAUGAAAAAAAGAAAAAAAAAAAGGUUUAAAUAAAUAGUUAGUUAUUAGAAAACCCAAUAGGUAGAUAGAGAAUGCGAUUGUGGUUUAUAUAUUAUGAGUAUAUAAGCAGGGAGAUUGCACGUGUUAUUUAAUAUAAAUUUAAAAAAUAAUAAUAAAUAAAAAUUAAAUUGUUGAUUAUUUUAAAAAUAUAAUUCUUUAUCGUUAUCGUUAAUUUUAUUAAAAUUUUUAAUAAUCAAAAAAAAUUAUAUUCUCUGCAUGGAGACAUUUAUUGAUGCCAAUAACUAUUAAUAAUCUAUACUUUUUAUUAUUUUUCUUGUAGCAAUUAAUCGAUUAUUGAUAAGAUUGUUGAUUAAAAAAAAAUUUUUUUUUUUUAAAGCAAAAAAAAAAAUGAAAGUAGAAACGUUAACGUGCCAAUCUCCCUGUGCAUGAGGAUGAUAAUAGAGGAAUAAAGAUUUUUAAAAAAAAUAAUAAGAAAAUAUAUAAAGAUGUGAUUGUUAUUUUGAUGAUAAAAAUAAAAAAAAAAAUAAUAAAAAAAACAAGCCAACGCGGGCAUUAAUUUACAAAAUAAACGAGCUUUACCGCUUUAAUCUCCCACGCAAUAAACAUGGGAGUUGCGGAUAAUAUAUACAAAAGAAUACGUUAUUACUUGCAAAGAAUUUAUAUGAAAAAUAAAAAAAUUAAAUUAAAUUAAAAAAUAAAAAACCCAACCACAAAUUUUUGUGUUGCGGUGUAGAUAAGUCGAUUGUAAAAUAAAAUUAAUGUGAGUGAGUGAGUCAAAAAAUUUAGAGCGAUCAUAAAGCACCUCAGCGCUUUCGCGCUUUAGGUGUGCAAAAGUCGUAAUGGAUAUUGACAAAGUAAAAAAAAUUGGAAUUUAAAUAAAAAUGGGACAAUUAAUAAUUAUAUUAUUAUUUAAUAAAGUUCAAAUGGCUAAUUUUUACUUUACAAUACCACGCGAAUGGACUGUUAACAUAAAAUCAAAUAUUGCAUACGAUUAAGUACCUAAGUACAUUAAUUGCACAUUAUUUGUGCUAUCGAACAUGCAUCCCAUUACAUUAAAUAUUAACACACAUAUCCAAACAAAAUAAGUAAAUAAUUUAAUAAACUUGAGUACGAAACACUAACACGUAAAGUUUAUAAAUAUUUAAAAGAAAAAAAAUAUAAUCAUUAAAUAUUAAAGAUUAACAUAUUGACAAGUACACAUAAAAAAUAAGGAAACCACGUAGACUGAGUAAAUGCAAUAUAUGUACGAGAGACACAUAUUCGACCGUUCGCCUUAAAUUGUUGAGCCGUUUUAUCGUCGCGAGCUGUCGAGUCUGAUUUUAUUAUCACUUGAUUGUUAUAUCGUAGGUUUAUUUAGUCUUGAGUGGGACAGGAGGAUAAUGUUUUUUUUGCGUAAUCAAAAUAUUAAUAAAGUAUAUGAUAAAUAUAUAUAUAUAUAUAUAAAUAUAUAAUGAAAUGAUGGAUCAAUUCGUCGAGUAUAAUAAUAAAUAGUAAAUGAAAAUGAUACUGAAGUCGGCCGACGUCGAAUAGUUUUUGAAUUUUUUUUACAAAUGAUAAAUUUAAAAAAAAAAUAUUCCAAAAAAUGGCACUUUUAGUUUUUUUAAUUUUCUACAUGUGCAUAUUUUUGAUUUUUUUUUUUUUUAAUAAAUUGUUAAAGAAAAUUCGAAAUUUUUUGUCUGCUAACUUUAGGAUCAUAUGAGGAUACUAAAGUCAGUCGAUGUCGAAUUACUUUUGAAUUUUUUUUAAAAUGAUAAAUUAUUAAAAAAAAAAUAUUUCUGAAAAUUGCACCUUUAGUUUUUUUAAUUUUCUACAUGUGCAUAUUUUUAUUUUAUUUUUUUUUUGUUUUAUUUAAGUGUGGAAUAAAUUCGAAAAUUGUUAGUUGUCUGGUAACUUCAGAAUCAUAAAUGAAAAUGUUAAAUAUAAUAAAUAAAAUGACUAAUAACGGGAUAUGCAAUUUUUGAAAGACUGCUGCAGUGGGACGGUUUUAAACGACACCAAAUACAAGAUAGUACUGACAUUGGAUAGACUGAAGGCACCUUUUAUAGUAGUAAAACUUAAUAUUCCGUGUGCCGAACCGGAGCCCGAAAGCCGAAAGCCAAUUAUUCAAGUACAAUAUAUCUUAUUUUUGUUUGUUAAAUUUUUAUUUUGAUCUCGUUAAUGGUAUAGAGUUGCCAUUAUUACACAUUUUUAAAAUAUAUAUAUAAAUUUUUGUAUAAAUAUUUUAAAGUGUGAUAACAACUACCGAGUUGAGAAAUUUAAAAAUAAAAAUAAUUGUAUAUAAAGUAAUUAAUUAAAAAAAAAAUAGUGAUGUAGUUAAAUAUAUCCAAUUGUCCGAGAAACUUAAAUGAGGACGUGGCCAAAGUAGGUAAUAAUUAAAUUUCAAUUAAUAUUGCGAUAAUAAUAAAUAAAAUAAAAAAGGAUGAAUGCCUUAGAAUGUGCAAUUAUUCAAACUGUUUUGUUGUCUUAAAUAAAAAAAAAAAAAAAAAAAAACUAACCAUUUAAAUUUGUUAAAAAAUAAUAGAAAUAUCAUUAGUAGGGACAAAAUUUUUGCCUUAAUUUUGAAAUGUUUGAUAUGAUGGCGAAAAUAUUGGUUUCAUCAAAAAAAUUUUGAAACAAAAGUUGUAGGAAAUUUAAUUUUCUAAAAAAAAUCUCUCUUAUGAUUUUUUUAAACGACCAAUAAUUUCAUCGUAAUUCCAAAAUUACGAUUCAUAAUAAAUGAUUCAAAUUUUUUAUAAUUACCAAAAUCUUAAUUUUGAAAUUACGGCUUUUUUAUUAGUCCUAUGACAAAAUUAUAAGAGACAAUUUUUUUAGAAAAUUAAAUUUCCUACAACUUUUAUUUGAAAAUUUUUUUGAUAUGACUAAUA